AUGGAGUCCUCUUUCAACGCCGUAGAGCUCCGGGAGCUGCGUGGCGGUAGAGGCGUUUCUCCGACGCCGGCUUCAGCACCCUGGACAGCGACCACAGUUGGCAGCGCCGCCCGCGGGUUUGAAAACGCUUCUUACCAGCAAGACGAGGAGCCAAACCAGCAGCAGCAGCAGCAAGCAGGAGGAGCAACGAGCUGUCCUCCUUCUACUUUAGGAAACAACAAGGUUGACCAGCAGCAGCAUCAGGAGCUCUCCCCACGGUCGUACGAUGAGGAGGAAGGAGGAGGAGGAGGAGGAGGCCAUGAGGAAGGUCAGGACUUCACCGUGUUCCACCCGGUUGACGACCACUCGGCAGAUUACGGCUUCAUCUUCGCUCUGGUGUUCCUGGUGAGCGGGAUCGUCCUGGUAGUCAUCGCCUACACCAUCCCCAGAGAGGCCAAAGUGGACCCUGAUUCCGUGUCGGCCCGGCAGAUGGAGAAGCUGGAGAUGUACUACGCCCAGCUGGGAUCCCACCUGGACAAGUGCAUCAUCGCGGGCCUGGGCCUGCUGACUCUGGGUGGGAUGUUCCUGUCGGUGCUGCUCAUGGUGUCCAUCUGCCGGGGGGAAAUGUACCGGCGCAGGACGGCGUUCGUGCGUCCCAAGAGGACUUACGGCUCCAUCAACCUGAGGAUGAAGCAGCUGGCGACCGGAGAGGCGAUGGGAGGCGAAGGCGGGGACGGAGGCGAGGAGUUUUUGGUAGAACAUGCAGAGACGAGGAAUAACACACAACCGGGGCCGAGGCGGGACUCCAAAUCAGAACCGGGACCGAGCAGGCAUCCUCCUCCUCCUGCUGCUGCAUCUUCUUCUUCUUCCUCAGCUGCUGCACAUGGAGUCAACUAG
Molecule: messenger RNA, 876 nt
Organism: Scomber scombrus (Atlantic mackerel)
Lineage: Eukaryota; Metazoa; Chordata; Actinopteri; Scombriformes; Scombridae
Gene: tmem74b
Product: transmembrane protein 74B
Exons: 2
Coding region: 1-876 (291 amino acids)
Source: RefSeq, a predicted model, not a curated record